CCCCACCUCCCCUUCACCCCCUCUCCCUAGACCCUCAGCCCUUUGAAGUGUCCUGUGGCUGGGGUAGUCCAGGUGUUGAGUCUGACCUAGGGAGCACUGCCUUUUUACAGGAGCACUGCCUGUUUGCCCCCCACCUCCCCUUCACCCCCUCUCCCUAGACCCUCAGCCCUUUGAAGUGUCCUGUGGCUGGGGUAGUCCAGGUGUUGAGUCUGACCUAGUGGAGCCUGCUGCCUGUUUGCCCCCCACCUCCCCUUCACCCCCCUCUCCCUAGACCCUCAGCCCUUUGAAGUGUCCUGUGUCUGGGGUAGUCCAGGUGUAGAAGUGUUGGAUAGUUCCAUUUGUUUGAACUUUGACAGAAGCAACAGCCCCAAAGUACCAUAGCUCUAUGUAACAUAUUUCUGACACGUCGGCUGUUCAGGGUGUCACACUGCAGACGUGGAGCCCCCUUUGAUCUUUCCCUCCUUCCCAGAAACCCAUCCUCCACUGAAGUCAGCUGUACAGGUAGAACAGUCCUGCUGUAGGACAACAGUAGAACAACGGCUGGUAGUUGCUAGGGGGACUGCGAGGUCGUGGGAGGAACAACUCUGGGGAAAACAUUCUACAGUGACACUUAGCCGCUGACCUGGUUGUAGGACAUGUAAAUAUGUGUUGGGAAUGACCAACGCUAUCAAACGCAUAUUUACACUUCAAUUAGAAGACCGUACAGUAGAUUGAUUUACUGGUUGUAGGACAUGUAAAUAUGUGUUGGGAAUGACCAACGCUAUCAAACACAUAUUUACACUUCAAUUAGAAGACCGUACAGUAGAUUGAUUUACUGGUUGUAUUAUUUACUGCAGCAGUGCAGUCUUUUUACUGCCCGCUCUCUAUUCUAACUUAGUAAACAAGAAUGUUUUCACCUCCGUUCAUGCUUUUCAUCUAGUCUUCAGUCUUUAUCAAGGUUGGGAUGUGUUGUUGAUAUCUUUACUAUCUCUGUCUCUCUCUCCCUCUCCACGUCCCUUCAACCACUCUCCAUUCCAUAUACACCCCCUCAACCUAACAGUCUGGUCUCCUCCCACCCAAGCAGACCCAGGCGUGUGUCUUCAUGGGGAUGUCAGACGGUCUGGUGGCAGUGUACUCUCUAAUGGAUGACAUGCCUGUGGAAGGAGAGACCUACCUGUGUUCUCUCUCCCUCUCCACGUCCCUUCAACCACUCUCCAUUCCGUUUACACCCCCCCAACCUAACAUUCUGGUCUCCUCCCACCCAAGCAGACCCAGGCGUGUGUCUUCAUGGGGAUGUCAGACGGUCUGGUGGCAGUGUACUCUCUAAUGGAUGACAUGCCUGUGGAAGGAGAGACCUACCUGUGUUCUCACACCCUCAAUAUGACCAUGUUUGGGAUGGAGGACUCUGACCCCAGACAGAGACCCUACCCAGUCAGGAGCAUGGUCCUGGUCCACAGUGGAUCCCAGCUGUGGUACUCCCAUGGUCCAGGCCUGCUGGUGAUCGACUGCCGGACCCUCCAGGCGGUGCAUCGUCUGGACCCCUACGACCCACCAUCCUCCAUACAGGCCCUGGCCUCCAGCCCCUGUCUGUGGGGGGAUGAGGCGGUGUGGACCCUGGACGACCACACCAACACCCUGCAGCUGUACCACGCUGCCACCUACCAGCUCUGUGCCACUUACAG
Molecule: messenger RNA, 1661 nt
Organism: Oncorhynchus nerka (sockeye salmon)
Lineage: Eukaryota; Metazoa; Chordata; Actinopteri; Salmoniformes; Salmonidae
Product: leucine-rich repeat serine/threonine-protein kinase 1-like
Exons: 2
Source: RefSeq, a predicted model, not a curated record